AUGAUUAACCACUUCCCAGGAGAAAGUCGACAAUAUCGAAGUUCGGACACUAUAGUCGAUGGAAAUUAUCGCCAGUAUCCACAGGAUAUCCUUAACAAAUUGAACUCAUUGGGAUUACCUAUGCAUAGGAUCUCACUGAAAAAGUACUGUCCUAUAAUGUUCCUACGAAAUUUUGACCCUGCCAAUGGACAUUGCAAUGGAACAAGAUACACCAUCACACAACUCAAUUCUCACGUCAUCGAGGCAGUAAUAGCAAUUGGCCCUCACAGUGGUAAGCACCUGUUCAUACCUCAGAUACCACUGGUACCCUCCGACAACCACUUUCCCUUCCAAUUACGAUGCAGGCAGUUUCCUAUCAAACAGGCCUUCUCAUUCACAGGUAACAAGUCUCAGGGCCAGACUUUAGAUCGAGUUGGUGUGUUUUUGCGCACUCCGAUGUUUACUCUCGGCCAGUUGUAUGUCGCUAUGAGCAGAGUAACGGACUCAGCUAAUUUGAAAAUUAGUGUUGAUCAAACACAAAAUAUCGUUUACAAAGAAGUUUUGUAA
Messenger RNA from Octopus sinensis (East Asian common octopus), 546 nucleotides. RefSeq lists its product as uncharacterized. The record is from RefSeq and is a predicted model, not a curated record. Bases 1 to 546 code for a protein of 181 amino acids. The transcript has a single exon. Lineage: Eukaryota; Metazoa; Mollusca; Cephalopoda; Octopoda; Octopodidae.